CACGCCCUGAUUCACCAGACGGUGGUGAUGGAUCUGCCGUGACUGAGGGCGAGGUAGGCUCAACGCUUGGCGAAGACAGUACAUCUGAUAAAGGAGGGGUUCCCCCGUUGCCAACUGCCCCGCCCGUUCCGCCACCUGUGUCUGAGGCUGCCGGUGUACCCGUGGCGGAGGCGGCGAUUACCCAAACUCCAGGCAGCGAGCAGGUGCCGGAGGAGCCGGAAUCGGGAUCAGCGGAUGGCGACGAGUUGGAGGGCUUUGGGGAUGGAGGUGGUGAAGGAGCAGUAGCGUCAGGUGGAGCAGGGUCGGAACCAGAAUCUGCAGAUACAAUAGUUGUGGGAAAUGUUGUGUUCUUGGACAAUGUAGGCUUCGGUCAAGACCUGCAGGGCUUCGACGCUAUUGUAGAUGAUGUGGUCUACGGCCUUUCAGAGUGA
Messenger RNA from Eimeria maxima, 431 nucleotides. RefSeq lists its product as hypothetical. The transcript has 2 exons. Lineage: Eukaryota; Apicomplexa; Conoidasida; Eucoccidiorida; Eimeriidae. The annotation marks the transcript as partial. The record is from RefSeq and is a predicted model, not a curated record.